AUGAGCACGCAUUCGGUUCUUCUGCGCGUGCUGGAGGCUUUUCGGAAGGGAAGAAAGGCAAGAGUCGUGGAGAUUGCUGAGUCUUUGCAGAUCACGAAAAAGGAGUGCGUAGACUCCCUCUAUCUUCUUGAGAGCCAGCUGGAGGAGAUUGGGUACUCGCUCAGGCCGGGCACCUCCUCGCGCGUGGACAGAGAGGGGAAAAGCCUCCCAAGCGAGUCCACGGGGAUAGAGUACACGCACUUGGCAGAGUCCUUCAAGAAGUGCGACUUUGUUUUCCUGGUGAAGAAGUUCGAGUGCUCUGAGGACGCGAACAGAUUUGUGAAUGAGAAUGUGGCAGUCAUCGUCUAUGCGUACAUGGUGCUAUAUCUGAACGGGAGCGAGACAGAGUACAGCCGCGUGGAGGAGGCACUCCGCCAAAUAGGAAAGUGCCCGGAAAUUCUGAAGGAAAUCGUCGGAAGAAAGUACUUCUACAAAAGAAAGAGAAACGACGGGCACUUCCUCCGGCCAGGAUGGAGGUUCUUCUUGGAGUUUCCCGAGUUCUCCCCGCAGGAGUACCUGGCCGCGCUUCGGGCAUCGGCGGCACCGCAAUAA
This is a messenger RNA of Nematocida major, 591 nucleotides long. RefSeq lists its product as uncharacterized. Bases 1 to 591 code for a protein of 196 amino acids. The transcript has a single exon. Lineage: Eukaryota; Fungi; Microsporidia. The record is from RefSeq and is a predicted model, not a curated record.